AUGGCGGACGAAGGCAUUGACCGUAAGGCGGACGAGCGCAUGGAGUUCUCCACGUCCAAAGAGGUGACGGUGGCGCCAACCUUCGAGCAGAUGUCGCUCAAGGAGAAUCUUCUUCGCGGUAUCUAUGCAUAUGGCUACGAAUCGCCCUCGGCAGUGCAGUCGCGUGCCAUUGUGCAGAUUUGUAAAGGUCGAGACACCAUCGCGCAGGCUCAGUCUGGUACCGGAAAGACGGCGACAUUCAGCAUUUCCAUUCUCCAGGUCAUUGACACCGCUGUUCGCGAGACACAAGCUCUUGUAUUGUCCCCAACUCGCGAACUCGCCACUCAGAUUCAGUCCGUUCUGCUGGCACUUGGCGACUACAUGAACGUGCAGUGCCAUGCCUGCAUUGGUGGCACGAACGUAGGCGAAGACAUCCGCAAGCUCGACUAUGGGCAGCAUGUGGUCUCUGGCACACCCGGCAGAGUCGCGGACAUGAUUCGACGGCGAAAUUUGCGAACACGACAUAUCAAGAUGCUGGUGCUGGAUGAGGCCGACGAACUCCUGAACAGAGGCUUUCGAGAGCAGAUCUACGACGUCUACCGCUAUCUCCCUCCAGCCACUCAAGUAGUGGUCGUCUCCGCUACCCUCCCGUACGAUGUGCUCGACAUGACCACCAAAUUCAUGACCGAUCCCGUCCGCAUUCUCGUGAAGCGUGACGAACUGACACUGGAAGGCCUCAAGCAAUACUUCAUCGCAGUCGAGAAAGAAGAGUGGAAAUUUGAUACACUUUGCGAUCUCUACGACACUCUGACCAUCACACAAGCAGUUAUCUUCUGCAACACCCGUCGCAAGGUGGAUUGGUUGACCGACAAGAUGCGCGAUGCCAACUUCACCGUAUCCAGCAUGCACGGAGAAAUGCCGCAAAAGGAGAGAGAUGCCAUCAUGGGCGAAUUCAGACAAGGAAAUAGCAGAGUGCUGAUCAGCACUGAUGUCUGGGCACGAGGCAUCGACGUGCAACAGGUCAGCUUGGUCAUCAACUACGACUUGCCUUCCAACCGUGAGAACUACAUCCACCGCAUUGGCCGAUCUGGUCGCUUUGGUCGAAAGGGCGUGGCCAUCAACUUCGUUACUAGCGAGGAUGUUAGGAUUCUGCGCGACAUCGAACUGUACUACUCAACCCAGAUCGACGAGAUGCCCAUGAACGUGGCAGACCUGCUCUCGUGA
Molecule: messenger RNA, 1203 nt
Organism: Pseudocercospora fijiensis CIRAD86
Lineage: Eukaryota; Fungi; Ascomycota; Dothideomycetes; Mycosphaerellales; Mycosphaerellaceae
Exons: 2
Coding region: 1-1203 (400 amino acids)
Cellular component (GO): nucleolus; catalytic step 2 spliceosome
Molecular function (GO): ATP binding; RNA helicase activity; mRNA binding
Source: RefSeq, a predicted model, not a curated record